CUGAAAUUUAUUCUGUGUAGGGUGUGAGGUAGGGCUCUUUCAUGUGUUUUGUUUUUUUGUUUCCUGUCAUGAAGGUCAGGUGUCCUGGCCUCUCUAGCCUUUUCCCACUGAUCUGUACGCCACCUCCAUCACACCCAGUGCCCUAUUGGGGUAUGGGUCUGAUUGGGCUCUUUUUUCCUGUUCCGCUGAUCAUAGUCCCCAUUCUUGGACCCUUACCCCAAAGUUUUCAUUAUUGAACUUUAUAGGAAAUUUGAUAUCCAGUAGGGUCAGUUGGGCAAAGGGAAGAUUAUUUGCUUUCUGCUUUGAAGGCAGUUGUCUUUAAACCUCUGUCCAUCACGCACUUCAAACUGCAGUGGUUGCACUUAGGAAAAUGUAUUUGCCGCUCACAUUUCAAGAACUGAUCUGCGGCAUGAAGGGGGCGGCCCUCCCUUUUCUGUGAAACUCUGGGUACUUUUACUUUUGGCUUUCCACACCCCUGCCCCGCCAACUCUCACCUCCGGUUUUUCAGGUUGUGAUGUCUCUGAACCAUGGGGCCACUCUUCCGGUAUUUACACGUGGUGGGUAUUUUGUGACCGGGUUGUGGUACCAAUUUCAUUGGUUAUUGCCAACCCGACCAUAGUGACAGGCCUGAUGGGUUCUGGGGUUUCCUGUUGCCUCACUGGCACUAGAACCCUGGAUUCCAAAAAUAAAUGCACGAGAAACCACCGUGACCUCACAGUCCCUGCUUGCCUGGUGCUCCGAGGGCCACAGGGCUGUCUUCCCCUCUGCGGCCUGGCCCAGCCUGGGCCCUGCUCCCCGCCAGAGCAGCGUGAGGUCCGAGCGGUGUGGACGGGCUCAGAGGCCUCCCCGCCUCAGCACUGCCUCUGUUUCCCCUUCCCGCAGGCCGGCUCCCGCAGGGCCAGGGCAGCCCCGGCCCGGAGGAUGAGCAAGUUCUUGAAGCACUUCACCGUUGUCGGGGAUGACUACCACGCCUGGAACAUCAACUACAAGAAGUGGGAGAAUGAGGAGGACGAGGAGGACGAGGAACAGACGCCACAGGCAACCGCCUCCGGGGAGGAGGGCAGAGCCCCCGACCCAGCGGCAGCCCCCGGCCCAGCGCCCCGGCCCCCACUCGACUUCAGGGCCACAUUGAGGAAGCUCUUCAGCUCGCACAGGUUUCAGGUUAUCAUCAUCUGCUUGGUCAUUCUGGAUGCCCUCCUGGUCCUUGCUGAGCUCAUUCUGGACCUGAAGAUCAUCGAGCUUGAUAAGAAUGACUACGCUGCCAAGGUCUUCCACUACAUGAGCUUUGCCAUCCUGACCUUCUUUAUGAUGGAGAUUUUUUUUAAAUUAUUUGUCUUCCGCAUGGAGUUCUUUCACCACAAGUUUGAAAUCCUGGACGCCAUUGUGGUGGUGGUUUCCUUCAUCCUCGACUUUAUCCUCCUGUUCCAGAAGCACCAGUUUGAGGCUCUUGGCCUGCUGAUUCUGCUUCGGCUGUGGCGGGUGGCCCGGAUCAUCAACGGAAUAAUUAUCUCAGUUAAGACACGUUCAGAACGGCAGCUGCUGAGGUUAAAACAGAUAAAUAUACAGUUGGCCGCCAAGAUCCAACACCUUGAAUUCAGCUGCUCUGAAAAGGAACGAGAAAUUGAAAGACUGAACAAGCUAUUGAGACAGAACGGACUCCUUCCUGAGGUCAACUAGACGUGUGCCUACUCCGUCCCAAAGAGAAGACCCCUGCCUCACGGGUGUGUACCUCUGAUGACAAAGACAGCUGCCCCUCCUGGGGCCAUUUCAGGGAGAGGUUUGGUUUGAUGCUUUUGCCUCACCCCACCCAGCUCGGGUUUGGGGGGCUGGGAGGGAAAGUCUGUGGGAAGGCUUGCUCUGUCUUGGCAUGACCAAGAGCUUCCCAUCCCAUUCUCACCCCGUAUCACAAUGUACCACAAACUAUAUCUUCCCACGUUGAACUCUGGACUGUUGCUUGAAAAUGAACGACAAAGCUGGAAAAGUAUGAAGUUGUAUAUAAAAUUUAAUCUCAUCAAAUAUACUUUUUCACAUUUCACAUGUAUGAGGAACCAAGGCAUCCUUUCAUAUGAGCAUUCUGAAAGACAAAAGAGGAAAGGAAGCUACCUUAGCUACCAGCCCAUUCUAGAAAAGUCUUACCAUCUUAAGCUGUUCUAAGCAGCUCCUCUCCGUGCAGAUUCCGCCAGAGAGCUGUUCUCUGGUACCCAGCCCCCUCCUCUGCAGCCUCCAUCUUCUAACUGGCUCCACCUUGUUCUACCUCCUGACAACAUUUUUCUCAAUUACUGUACAAUUAACAUAUAAAAGAAACUCCUUCCCUUGGGCCCUCCUACUCUAUCCUUUCCAGCAUCCACUGCUUGGAACUGCUCUGUGGCAUCCCGUGCAGCUCACCACAUGGAGAGCUCCGGUGCCUGCCACUGAAACAGCAAUUAGACCCAAGACUCCACAGAAUGAAGACACUGGGGGGAAGAUCCCCUCAUGAGGCCGAGUCCGCUACUUGCAUGAUUUUAUAUACAAUAUUUUGCUAUUUUUGUACUCAUUUCCGUGGGACCUGA
Molecule: messenger RNA, 2549 nt
Organism: Enhydra lutris kenyoni (northern sea otter)
Lineage: Eukaryota; Metazoa; Chordata; Mammalia; Carnivora; Mustelidae
Product: hydrogen voltage gated channel 1
Exons: 5
Coding region: 631-1677 (348 amino acids)
Biological process (GO): proton transmembrane transport
Cellular component (GO): plasma membrane
Molecular function (GO): voltage-gated proton channel activity
Source: RefSeq, a predicted model, not a curated record